UUAUCGCGUAAUCCGCGAAAUGGUGGUUAUGAGUAAACAUCUUUCCCUCAUCCGUAGCAGCAACAGCCCUUUCUGAUGUGAAGCAAAUGGAAAGCGAGUAAAAUAUAGCGCUUUAACCAGUGAAGUGUUUUCGGUCCGACAAAAAAAAAGACGGACGGCAGCGUAUAGGCCAAAAGUGUUAGAGUUACGCUCGUGAAUAAGCGUUUGUGAUCAGAGUUGAUAGCAGUAGGCGUUUGCAGUAAUAUGGAAUGAAUGAUGCCGUACCGCACGUCAUUGCAAGUGAAGAUGCUUCUUGCAUAUCCACAAGGGGAUAAAAAAUAGUGUUCUUUUGACAACGAAGUUAACGACAGCAAACAAAACAAAGCUACCCAAACCCGGUCGAAUAUGGCGCUUCAAUGGUCAAUUAUCUAAAUCCUUGUGGGAAAGGGAAAAAAAGUUACAACCUACGAAACACAGGAACUCUCCGUAUCCGAAGGUCGCCAAGCGUUUACUUGGAUGGUGAAUCAAUCGCAAACACCGAUAUAGGAAGAUUGAAAAUUCACAACACACUCACACACACACAGCGGCCGUUGCUGCUGCUGCCGAUCGCCAUCCCACAAGCAGUCGAACGUUGAAGGAUAACUCCUUCAAGCUUUUAAAAUGUCCGAUCCAGAUACGGUCUGGCUGGAGGAGCUACUGAAGGAUGUUCAGCUGGAGCAGUUUCUACCAAGGAUACGGGACGAACUGCAGGUGACCCGGUUAGCCCAUUUCGACUACGUACACGUCGAUGAUCUGGAGAAGAUUGGGCUUGGAAAGCCGGGCAUCCGUCGUCUGCUGGAAGCGGUGAAAAAGCGCAAAGCACAGCAGUGGCGCCGUAACAUACUGUCGAAGCUGAUCGGUGGUGGCAAACAGCAGCCACCAAAAAAGUCCGCUGCAGGCACGGGACAAAAUGAGGAACCUUCCGCACUGGCCCUUACCUGUCUGAUCCACGAAAAGGACGUGACGCUUUCGGUGAAGCUGGGCGAUGGUUCGUUCGGUGUGGUACGACGCGGCGAAUGGCAUGCGCCGGGCAACCAUCUGGUGCCGGUUGCCGUCAAGGUGCUGAAGGCGGACACACUAGCGCAGCCCGGUGUGAUUGAGGAUUUCUUCAAGGAGGUGCAAGCGAUGCAUGCCAUGAACCAUCCGAAUUUGAUCCGACUGCACGGAGUUGUACUGUCGCAGCCGAUGAUGAUGGUGACGGAGCUGGCGGUGAAUGGGUCGCUGCUGGAUCUGCUCCGCAAACAGUGCAAACACACACCGCUGCCCAUGAUCUGGAGCUGGUCGGUACAGAUUGCGACCGGGAUGGCGUACCUCGAAAGCAAGCGCUUCCUGCACCGUGAUCUUGCCUGCCGCAAUGUGUUGCUUGCCGCCGGAAAUAAGAUUAAGAUCGGUGACUUUGGUUUGAUGCGCGCACUGCCCCAGCAGGAAGAUUGCUACGUGAUGACCGAGCACAAGAAGGUACCGUUUCCUUGGUGCGCACCGGAAUCGCUCCGGUAUCGUCAGUUCAGUCACGCAUCGGACACGUGGAUGUUUGCGGUGACGCUGUGGGAGAUGUUUACCUUCGGGGAGGAUCCAUGGGUGGGCUUGAACGGAUCACAGAUCUUGCGCAAAAUCGACCGAGAAGGGGAACGGUUGCAUCAUCCAGAUGCCUGCCCGCCGGAUGUUUACCAGCUCAUGCUGCAAUGCUGGGACAAGACACCGUCCGAGCGGCCUACCUUUGCGGCAAUUAAGGAGUUUCUCACUGGCGUACCACCACCGAUCUACCGCGCUAUAACGAAUUAUAGCGCAGAAAAUCGUCUUGCUGUGCAACAAGGUGACACGAUCGUUAUUGUCGAUGAUCGACCGGAUUUACAGUUCAUUAAAGGACAAAAUCAAAGGAACUUCGAUAUUGGUACAAUUCCGAGGGGUGUUGUCGUUGAUGCACGCAAGUCCUCAUCCAGUUCUUCAGGUGGUUCUAGUUCAACGAUUAGCCGUCCACUGCAUGAUUCGUUUCGCCACACGGGGCAUGGUUCUCCAUUCGGUGCAUCCUGGGGCAAUCCCGCUAGUCUGGAGAUGGAAGGAGAAGUAAAGCUUCGAAAUAAAUCGAAGGAUCUCGUUAAUGUGGACCGGCGUGGAAAAUGUGUUUCCGAGCAAUAUGUAAAGGAACGGAAAAGUAACGCAUCGAAACAGUUUUCCUACAAUAAGCUGGUAAACGAGAACCAUUCAAAACAUCAACAUACGCAUCACACCACCCAGCAGCAGCUAGUGAAAGAUGCGAAAAACCGUCCACUGCGACCACCACAACCACAGACAACCACCGCCACGGAAGGCAUUCUUAUCGAUCUGUCCUCGCCGAAUGAUGAAGCGAGCUUUGGAGGUGGUGCCACUUCCGGCGCUGUUUCUGCGGCCGGUUCCUUUCGACAUGUAACCAGCAUUCUCGAUGAACCGAUUGACAUCCCGACAGAGGGUGAGGAUCAUUUCGGGCAACAGCAACAGCCACAGCAGCAUGAUCAGCAGUUUCAGCUGGCUACCGUAGCGAAUUAUGCUUCCGUAUCACCCGUUCCGUCCGUAGCAGCAAAGCUCGAACCGCCACCCUAUCAAAUGCCACCGAAGUACAGCAACACGUACGGUAUCGUGCACGAUAGCACGUUGAAUCUCAGCAUUGCAGCGGAACCGGACCCUUUCGCUCCACAGCAGCAACAGCAGCUGCAGCAGAAACCGGAAUCGGUCGUAACGUCCGACUACGAGAGUGGUCUGUCGAGCUCGAUCAGUGCACGCGAUUUGAUGGCAAGCAUUAAGCGACAGCAGACGAUUGAUCAAACCGUGCCGCCACCCACCAUGGCAGUUUAUGGGAACUUACGUGGAUCCGUAUCGAACAUUAACUCAAACUAUGGUCGCGUGGGAACAGAUUUCGAAGGGCUUACAGCCGAUAUGCUUUCGUCGUUGAACAACGGUGCGAGCGGAAGCGGACUUAGUUCCCCUGGCAGCAGGGACGUAUAUAACGAUUCGCUUGAGGUGAACGUUAGUAGCAGUAGCGGUAAUGUUGAUAAUGGAUUAAUCUCCCCGUAUGGUGGGUCAACUACACAAUUAAACAUGAUGCCCAAAAAACUCGGUAAAUCUUUUCUAGCACAAUUAGAGAAGGAUAUCUACAAACAGGAACCAGUGGCAGGAAACAGUAUGAACAGCUCGGUUGCGUACGCGGCUCGCAACAGUGCGAAAGAUAUGUCACUAUCAAAGUACGACACAACGGCUAAUCUGGCGAUGAGCCAAAUUUACGCCAACCAAGCAAACUCCAUUGCCCUGGCGGCAUCCCUCCAGCAGCAGCUCACGCUUUCGCCAAAGAAACAGAAUAUCGUGCACCAGCAACAAUCUUCCUCCGAUACAAACACACUGGUGCAACAGCUGUGGGCCGAACGGAACAAUGUGGCCUCGGUACCGCCGGUGGUAACCGAAACCGUACAACAGCAACCACAUAGUUCCCCACAAAAGACACACAAUUUCGUUGCUCUCUCGAACGGUGUCACACAACAGUACGGUUCGACGGCAAGUCUUUCCGGUCCGAAUAUCUACAGCUCCGUGUACAAUGGAAGCAUUGCAUCGGACGUAUAUCAGACGGUCGGUGGUGAUCUGUACGAUGUGGUGGCACCGACUCCCGCCUCCCUAUACGAACGUGUACCGACACAGCAGGUGUACAACAAUGUGGCGAACCAGGUUCCGAUGGUUCCCGCCAUCUACGACGAAGUAUCUAACGAACUGAGCGAUUUGCGACCCAUACGUCCGGCACCAUCGGCACCACUAUCUGCGCAACAGAUCCAGCGGCGGUUGGAUCGGUUGGCACAGCAAGAUCAACAGGUGGCCAACUUGAUGCAAGAGCUAGGUGAUGAAGCAAAUGAAGAGGAGGCGCGCAAUUCAUUAACAGCCGUCAACUGGGAUCACACGUUAGCGGUGCGGCACUUUAAAAUUGAGCGACUUUGUCGCCUUGGUCUAGCUAAUCGUACCCGCUGCGAGGAGGCGCUCCAGAAAACCGGUUGGAGCAUUCAGCUGGCUGCCUCAAUACUGUUAGAAACCUAACCAGGCGAAUGAAAUGAGUUCAAUUACAGCGCUUUUUAGCAAUUUUGCUUGAAGGCUGGGCUUUUGCAAGCAAAGCACUUUACUAUCUAAGUACUAAUUGCGUCCUUUCGUGGCAGGAUUUUACAACAAAACGGAAGUCAAUUUAAUUUUUAGCUCUCUCAAAUACUGCAUGAUAUACAGUGGAUUCUAGCGAAAUCUCAUCAACACAUGCGUAAAUGCGUCUCUGGCUAUGUAACAAGUAUUAAUAUUGAAUGUUUUCAAUCCACGACAGGCAUGUGGGCGGUCGUUAUUGUUUCGCCACUUGCAUUCUGUAAAUACUAUAUGUUAGAUGUAUUUAACGAGCAACAUUUAAGAUCUUGUUAGCAAAAUACUUGUUUUGGAAGUAUAUUUCAAUACGUUUACGAAGCAAACGAAUGAAAAACAAAGGUAACGAAAUUCUGCACUUUACAAAAACGUUUUAUUGAAGAUGGGAAAGAUGCAGGAAUCAAAAGCGAAGGUGCUCGUUUAGAGCAGCCAAGGUUAGGGUGCAAGUAAUAUUUGAUCGUUUAGCGUAGUGUAGUAUUCAUUUGUUUACUUCCAGCAGCUGGUACAGCUUUUCCUUGUGCUGUGCAGUUCUAGAAUUGAUAGGCAAUCGGUGUAAAUCUCUAUGUAAAUCUCAUCUGUACUGAGCUAUCUGUGCCUAAGUUUAACCUUUUCUUUGCAACAAAUCUAAAACAGGUAGCCUGUCCGUAACUGGGUAAUAAUGCAAAUAUAACUAUAUUUUGAACAAUCGUUA
Messenger RNA from Anopheles moucheti, 4843 nucleotides. It is a transcript of the gene Ack, whose product is annotated as activated Cdc42 kinase Ack. Lineage: Eukaryota; Metazoa; Arthropoda; Insecta; Diptera; Culicidae. Bases 640 to 4068 code for a protein of 1142 amino acids. Gene Ontology annotation, biological process: protein phosphorylation. Gene Ontology annotation, molecular function: ATP binding; protein tyrosine kinase activity; protein binding. The record is from RefSeq and is a predicted model, not a curated record. The transcript has 6 exons.